CACCUACAGAGAGAUAUAAUAGAGACUCAUCUCACUUUGUAUUAUUUGUGUGUGUUUUGUUUUUUUUUCUUAAAACAUUGUUCCACCUUCCUCAUCACCUUCACAAGAAGAAGAAAAACAUUGAGAAGAAGAAUAGAGGUUCACAAUGAUGGGCAAUAUCGACCUGAAUCUUCAGGAGACUGAGCUGUGUCUUGGUCUUCCCGGUGGAAUGACCGGAACCAAGAGAGGAUUCUCGGAGACGGUUGAUCUGAAACUCAAUCUGAACAAUGAACCUGAAAGCAAGGAAGUUUCUAAGACUCAUGACGUCGUGAUUUCUGUUUCUAAAGAAAAGAAUACAUGUCCCAAAGAUCCUACCAAGCCUCCUGCCAAGGCACAAGUUGUGGGAUGGCCACCGGUGAGAUCAUACCGGAAGAACGUGAUGGGUUCAUGCCAAAAAUCAAACGGUGUCACGGAGACGGCGGUGUUUGUAAAGGUUUCGAUGGACGGAGCACCUUACUUGAGAAAAGUCGACUUAAAGAUGUAUAAGAGCUACGACGAACUCUCUAAUGCUUUGUCCAACAUGUUCGGUCCUUUUACCAUGGGAAAAAAUGGAGGAGAAGAAGGAAUGAUAGACUUCAUGAAUGAGCGGAAAGUUAGGGAUUUAGUGAACAGCUGGGACUAUGUUCCCUCUUACGAAGACAAAGACGGUGACUGGAUGCUCGUCGGCGACGUCCCUUGGCCAAUGUUCGUUGAUACAUGCAAGCGUUUACGUCUCAUGAAAGGAUCUGACGCCAUUGGUCUCGCUCCGAGAGCAAUGGAGAAGUGCAAGAGCAGAACUUGAAGUUAAAAACGUAAGUGGCCAUGAUCAUAUAUUUGGUUAACACAGCUAUGAGUGUUAAUUGUGUGUUUUACGAAGAAAAAUAUUGCUCAAUAUCUACUGUUUCUUUUAAUUGUCUGUUUUGAUCUGAAUUAUAUGUGUUAUGUAGAUAAUGAACUUAAGUUAAAUUUGUUGGACGUUUGUAAUGGAAAAUAUGUAAUAAUUUGAACAUCUUUUUGUGUU
Molecule: messenger RNA, 1039 nt
Organism: Brassica napus (rape)
Lineage: Eukaryota; Viridiplantae; Streptophyta; Magnoliopsida; Brassicales; Brassicaceae
Product: auxin-responsive protein IAA17
Exons: 5
Coding region: 146-820 (224 amino acids)
Biological process (GO): regulation of DNA-templated transcription
Cellular component (GO): nucleus
Molecular function (GO): protein binding
Source: RefSeq, a predicted model, not a curated record